Messenger RNA from Alligator mississippiensis (American alligator), 7536 nucleotides. Its product is annotated as solute carrier organic anion transporter family member 1C1. NCBI's taxonomy places the organism in Eukaryota, Metazoa, Chordata, Crocodylia, Alligatoridae. The record is from RefSeq and is a predicted model, not a curated record. Gene Ontology annotation, molecular function: bile acid transmembrane transporter activity; protein binding. Bases 2428 to 4542 code for a protein of 704 amino acids. Gene Ontology annotation, cellular component: membrane. Gene Ontology annotation, biological process: sodium-independent organic anion transport; transmembrane transport; bile acid and bile salt transport. The transcript has 15 exons.
CCCAGGCCUGGUCCCGCACACCUUGAAUUGGGCCACUGCACUGCCCCUAGCCCUUCAUGUGUCAGACUAGGCCCUGGUCCUGGUCCCACAGGCUGAUCUGAUCCAGCACACAGGGCUUGGAAAUUAGUCAGUGGAAGAAUGGUGAUAGUGUUAAGUGGUGGCUUCCCUGCUGUAGGGAGCCCCCAUAGGCUGGAUGAAAGCCAUUUUGGUCCAGGGUCCAGAUGUGGCAGCUUCCCUGCUGUAGGGAGCCCCAUAGGUUAGCUAAGCCGUUUUGGUCUGUAGUCCAGAAGUUGAGCACUGCUAAUUUUGCACAUCACAGGUUUCUACCAACAGCUGCCAUGCACCUGAUUUAACCAUUUGACUUCAUUUUGACAAAAUAAAGAAGCAAAUAAAAAUUAUACUGGUUUUAAAGCCACAUUAAACCAUCAGAAUGACGAGAAGGGGUUUAAGUGUAAGUGAACAUCAGGUGUCUCCAGUCCAGCUGUGCAAGGCGCUGAGAGCUAUAAAAUGACCUGAAAUAUCUUCUGUGUACUUUAAUGGUCAUGUUUUUAAGUAGUGAUAUUUCUGGGACUUCCUGGGUUUAAAGCUCGUGCUUGCACUCUGCCAGUGGAAAGAAAAGUCCAUUUCUAACUCUUCAAGUCUAUGAGAUGGUGGGUUUUGAAACCUGAAUCUGGUACAGUACUGAAUAUUUACCGCCAUGCACUUUGGGCAAGAUGCAGUCCUGUGAAGUGGAAUUCUUUACUUGGAAGUAUUAAUUUAAAACAAUUGUCUGGCAAGUUGAUACUUUAUUAGUAGGCAGCAGAUAGGUUACUUGAUCAAAAAUGCAUGAUGAUAUUUUUUUUUUUAUCAUGGCAUGACUGCAUGGUUAUCACUUCCUAAUUUUGUGGUGGAUAUAUACUGCACCAGUCUAUAAAAUUUUUGAAUGUCUAAAUGUUGAAUCUUGGGGGGAAAACUUAUUGGCAUCCUCUUCUGCCUUAGUCUCUCUCUCUGUCUCUCACUACUCAUAUCAUUUGUGGGUGGUAGACAUUUCCAUCUCUUAGCAAACAAAAUGUGGUGGUGGUAGCCUUACAAGCCUUGAGACUAGAACACUCAGCUGGGUUGUGGAAGGCUCAGGUACAAAGCCCUCCUCUGCCUGUAUGGAGCAGAGCUUACUUGGAUUUGAAUUUAAAUCCCUGAUGAGAAUUCCCUGACCAGUAGACUAAUGAAUAAUCACAAGUGGAUGUUUCUCUGUCUCACCCACUGAAGCUGUUCCACUUGUAUGCAUAAUUACAUAUUUUUGAAACCUGUGAGUCUUCCACUUGACUCUCCUAGACAUCAGGCUGUAGGCAUGCUCUCUCUCUCUCUCUCUGGCCUGAAGAGUGUUUAGUUAUUUAUACAAGAUAGAGCACCUUCAACAGGAGAAAUGGAGAGACCUCCCUCAGCUCAUAGUUUAAUACCUGUAGCCUAGGAGUUACGUCAUUCACCUUUUGUGCAUCUAGUCACACUGCUGAUUCAUGUCGACUCUGUGACCCACCAAGAUUUCUAGAUCAUUCUCCAUACUACUGCCAUCCACCCAGUUGUCACCCAUUUUGUACGUGUUUUGAUUAUUCUUCCUGAGGUGCAGCAUCCUCCAUCUGUCAGCAGUGAAUGUCAUCCUGUUAGCUUCAGCCCAGCUUUCCAAACUGUCAAGAUCCUUCUGAAUGUGCUCUUAUUCACCAAUAUGUUUGCAGUCUUUCCCAGUUUUGUCAUCUGCAGAUUUUCUCCAAAAGCUCUCUAUACUGGUUUCCAAAUAAUUAAUAAACACAUCGAACAGCACUGGGCUGAGGACAGACCCCUAUGGGACUCUACUCAAAACCUCCUGCCAUUCCAACAUGGAUCUAUUUAUAAUUACACUUUGCUUGCAGGUAUUGAGCCAGUUGUUCAUCCACCUUAUAUGAGUUUGUCUAGCCCUAGUCCAAACUAGAAGUCAGCUAGAGAUAUCCUAGUCAGUGCUCCCAAAAAGAAGCUUUGGGAAAUGCAAAGGAUCCAUGUCAGCCAUAUUCAGCAGAAGUUCAUGCAUUUAUUGUGAAUACCAGGUUAUAUAAUUCUUUUUUGCCUGGCCAGUGUGAUAGAAAAGUCCUUAUAUGGAGAACUGUGGGUAAAAGCCCAGCAGGGGUGGGAAUUAAUGGGUAAACAAGGGAAGUAGGAACAGGUUGAGUACAAAGGCUGUGUUUUCUUUCAGAUGCCUUGACCCCAACUGCAUGUUUGUUUACUGGCUGUACUGUUUAACUGGUUCCAUGCAGACUUUGAAAACUGGACAAAUUGAGGUAAACGAGGAAACAAAGUAGCACUGCUCACACUGUGACUUUUGUUGUUACUAUUGCUUCAGCACAGUUCAAGGAAGCCUUCUCGAUGGCUGGACAAGCAGGCAUGGAGGCAUAUAUGUUUCCACUCUAGAAGAGCAACACCAUGGAAAAAAGAAUCAUUCCUGACCAAAUCAAAGACAAAUCACUUUCCCAAGACAAAAGUGUUGGGCCACUUCCUGCCAAAAGAAUACAUCCUACUUUUUCAAAGUUAAAGCUAUUUCUUGGGGCACUAGCAUUUUCCUUUUUUGCAAAAGGACUUUCUGGAAGCUAUGUAAAAAGCAUAUCAACUCAAAUUGAAAGGAGAUUUGAAAUCCCAUCAUCACUUCUUGGUAUUAUUGAUGGUAGCUUUGAGAUAGGUAACUUAAUGGUGAUGAUACUGGUGAGUUAUCUUGGACCAAAAGUUCACCGACCAAAAGUAAUUGCUGUUGGAUGUCUCAUCAUGUCACUUGGAACAUUUUUAUCAGUGAUGCCUCAUUUCCUAAUGGGACGUUAUAAUUAUGAAAGAAUAUCAGUUUCUAUCAACAACUCCUCAACAAGUUUAUCAGCAUGCUCCCCAACAUUAUCUUUGCAUCCUUCAGCUUCAGAUGAUAUGGAAGCAGCUGAAGAGCUGAAAGAUUCUGAAUGUGAGAAAACAGCAAAUUCCUAUCUGUGGAUGUUUGUACUCAUGGGAAAUCUAUUACGUGGAAUUGGGGAAGCACCAGUUAUACCACUAGGGAUUUCAUAUAUUGAUGAUUUUGCCAAAGAAGAAAACUCAGCAUUUUACAUAGGCAUGGUAAGAACAACUGGAAUGGUUGGACCUACCCUUGGCUAUCUGCUUGGAGCUUUCUGUGCCAGCCUGUGGGUUGACAUUGGAAGUGUGGAUCUGGAUAACAUAACCAUAAAUCCUAAGGAUACUCGUUGGGUUGGUGCCUGGUGGAUUGGAUUCUUAAUAUGUGGAAUAGUCAACUUUCUAUCUUCAUUGCCUAUCUGGUUCUUUCCUCAUUCCUUACCAAAAGAAGAAGAAAAAAGAAAUACAGAAGAGCUGAAUAUAUCAUCUGUAACUGCUCAAGUCGAUCACUCUGCAGUAGAGCCCCAAAGUCAACCAAAGUUAAAGUUCUCAAAGGCAGUAAAAGAUUUCCUACCAACUUUAAAGAAACUGCUGGGAAACCCAACCUUCCUGGUGUUCUUGCUCCUCACUAUUUUUCAGUACAAUUCUCUAGUUGCUUUGGGAACUUAUGAGCCAAAGUUUAUGGAACAGCAAUUCAAUGUAUCCUUGUCAAAUGCCAUCUUUCUAAUUGGUGUGAUACUUUUCCCCACUGCAAUUCUGGGGAUGUUUCUGGGAGGCUUUAUCACUAAGAAGUUCAAGUUGCUCGUAACAGGAAUGGCAAAGUUUUCAUGCAUCACUUUUAUAAUAUCAUAUCUAUUAAGCCUCCUGUACUUUAUGAGUGAUUGUGAGGUACUCCAGGUGGCUGGUUUAACAGUUUCCUACUCUGGAAUAAAACAAUCUGCCUCUCCAAAAGCAAGCUUAAUUGCCAGUUGCAAUUCUGACUGCAACUGUAUGUUGAAUCAAUGGGACCCUGUGUGUGGGGAUAAUGGAAUCACAUAUAUGACUGCCUGUUUUGCUGGGUGUAAAUCAUCAACUGGGUCUGGAAAGAAUAUGAUAUUUCACAACUGCAGCUGUAUGGAUAUUCAAAGCUCUGGGCUUAGCAAUUUCUCUGCAGUUUUGGGACAAUGCCAAAGGGAAAGCUGUACCAACAAAUUUCCCUACUUUUUAGUAUUACUGACUGCAUAUGCAUUUAUUUUGUCUGCAGUAAGCACGCCUACAUACGUCAUUAUAUUUAGAAUUGUUUCUCCAGACUUAAAAUCCUUUGCUGUCGGGACUGAAACUUUAAUCGGAAGGCUACUUGGUGGACUUCCAGCUCCUAUUUAUUUUGGUGCACUGAUAGAUCAGACAUGCUUGAAAUGGGGAACCAAGAGCUGUGGAGGAUCGGGGUCUUGCAGAGUAUAUGAUACAAAAGCAUUCAGAAAUGUCUAUCUUGGAUUCAUUUCUGGACUAAGGACAGUAUGCUGUUUUCUAUAUAUAGUGCUCUUCAUUUUAAUAAAGAAACAAUUUGGACCAGAUAGCAAGGAUGUGAAAAAUACAGAUGUACCAUGUGAGAAGGAGUCAGCUAGUGUUUGUACAAAGGAAACUUUUCCUUCUGCAAAAACUGUAGCGGAUCAUGAAGUAACAUGCAUGUGAAAGGGACAAAGGCAGUUCCUAACUGUAUGUUCAUGUUCAGGUUUUAUAAGCACAAUGUGGGGGUAAAUACUGAAAUCAAAGAUGGUUAAAAAUUUUAGAAUUUUGACAAUAAAUGACACCAGCAUUUUAAGUUUGUAUAUCUUUUCCUCCACCAUUCCCACAAAAUAAUAAUACUACAAAAGACAGCACAACCCAACUCACAAAAGACACCACUACAUAAUAUGCCACCAAGCACACACAACAAAAAUAAAGAAAAAAAUUAAAUAUAUUCAGGACAUUUGUUUCCUAGUUUCUGAACAAUUUUAGAGGCAGCUAAUUUUUUUUUAAUUUUUUAAAAUUUUGAAUAAAAGCAGAUAGGAAAGUAAAACAAAGGGGGGAGAGAGGAAAUUUUAUAAUAUUUUAUAAUAAACCUUCUUCCCUGAUUUCGGCGGACUCUGAGUCCUUGUCCUGGCACUGAUUUUGGAAUCCUUAACUACUUCAUCCUUAUUUAUUCAGUUGUUCUGAUAGAUUUCCAUGGGAACACUCAUGAAUAGAGAAAGUUAAUCUGAAUAAUAGCAGCAGCAUUGGUCCCUCAAACAACUUUCAGGCAAAAUUGCCAUUGACAUCCAUGGUAGUUUUGGCUGAAUAAGAACUGGGGAUUGUGGGACAUAGUUAAAAAACAUUAACCAAUCAAAAUAGCAUACAGAAGAGACAAUCUGUUAUGUUAAAGUAUAUUGCACUAUUGCACUAUCCCUGUUUCUAGGGAUUAAUAUAUAUAUAUUUUUUAUCCUGUGCAAUGAAGAGGAAAACACUGGAAUUAUGUAUCAUUGUUUUUUUUUUAAUGUUAUCAUUAUAACCACUGAAAGACUGCAAGGGAAAUUAUAAUAUCCUUCAUUUUCCAAUCAAGUUCUAAAAAGGCAUAAAAAAGUGCUAAAAGCUUUCAAAUAUGUCUUUAUAGUAAUAGUCUAGUCAAGAGAUUAUCCUUAACAACAGGUGCUUGUAUCAUUUAAUUAGAAGACCCUCUCUUUUAAAAAUGUGCUGAUUCAUGGAGUGUGAUGUUCCACCGACAAACAGAUCACUCUGUGACUUUUUCAAGAGUGUGAAUAUUACUAAUAAGAAUGCUUCAGGUUAUUUGUCACAGGCUCUUUCUUCAUAUGCUUACCCUUUCCUAAGAGCUAAUCCUCCUUCUCUCAGGCACAUCUAGCCCAAAGAGCUAUUAGAAACAAGCUUCUUACAGGCUAGGUGUGGAUUGGAAACUUCUUCCCUGCCAUCUUAAAUUAUAGUCUCUAGAAAAUAUUAGAAAAUAGGACACCUGUCUCUGUGACACCUCUCUGUGACAUCUCAUAGUACCAGUUUAGAUUCCCAUCUAUGUUAGAGAAGCCACACAGUUGCUCUGGCUUUUGAGACCAGCAGUUCAUGAUUCUAAUGUGCCUUUGUGGCAGCUGAGAUUAGACAAAGUAGAGAGCUGUUCCAGAAAUGUCCCUUCCUACCAGACCAUGAUUUUAUACUUGGGGCCAAUAGCUAAGUGGGUGGAUCUAGGUCAUGUAGGCCUCUCUCAUAUCAAGAAAUUCCAGUUAUUAGGAUAGUUUUCUGUUUGCUUUGUGUUGUUAGACUGGAACAAAGUAGUCGCAGUGUUACUUCAUAGUAUGAUCUUUAAAUUCUGUUACCGAGGCCCUUCUUGGAAAACAACCAUGGAAGUACAAGACUUAUUUGGAAGAUCAUGAAGCCUUUACUUUGGCAUUCCCUAAUUUUUAAGUGUGAAAUCAAGCAGGGAUAAUGACAAAGACUGUUAACAUAGGGUUUUAUUAGAUUUCUUAAGUGUUUAUUAAAAUAAGAAGAAAUCCUAUGUACCUAUAUGUAUUGAAAUUAUAUAUCCUACAAGCUCCUUGCUUCCCACAGCUUUUUUUUCCACAUUUCAAGCCUCUUUUGUCUAUCAUAGCACCAAAAUAAACAGGGGCUAGAAUUGCAGCUGUUGUAGAACAUUCAGAGACUAUGUCAGGAUGCCAAAUUAAAUUGGAAAAGCAGUCUAAUAUCUGAAUAAAAAUACCAGAAGGAGAACAUUAGUACAGGCUCAGUCUAUUUGUGUCUUUGAUAUAUAAAAUUCUAUAAAGCAUUGCAUUUACUUUCUUAUAGUUUGGAGCGAGCUCAAAGUUCUCUCAAAUCUAAAUGGUUCCUAACAGGUUUGUUUCACUCAUCUUAAUUUCAUUUUACAAUAUUAUCCUGUGCUUUAAUUAUAAUUUUAAUUUAAGUUCAUAUUUUUGUCCUCACUUAUGAAAUAAUCAUAGGUCAAAAUCACUCUUCUGAUAUUCACAUAACAAUGGAUUGUAUUGUGCAUUCAGACCUGAAUUUUGAGGCAAAGGAGAAACUUCUUUACAUGGGAUCUCAACUCGGGCUGAAGUUAUACAUCAUACUUAGACCACACCAGAUCUGUGGAAUGUUAAAUGGUGUUAAAGUUAGAAGAUGUUGGGCGCAUCCACACAUGCAAGCAUGUGCGCUUGCAGCAGCUCAAAUAAAAGCGGUGCAAAUUUGAGCCAGGGCUUUUUGCCUUAGCACACAUGCCCGGACAUGCACUUUGUUGUGGAGCAAAUUGUGCCACUUGGGGCAAAAUAACCCUGCCUGGCACCUCCUGGAUCUGCAGCCAAGGGGAGCUAGAGUCUGGGGCCAGCAACUGUGCUGGCUCCAGUAGUAUAAAAACCUGCCCUGUGCUGGUCCCAGCAAUAUAAAAACCUGCCCUGGCCAGCAGUUCAGGGCUACUUGCCCUCAAGAGCUUCUGAGGCCCAGCCACUUGGUAUCUGGAGACACUAGCCCUUUGUGUCAGCUAGACUGCUGAAGCAGCAUCACAAAUUCUCUUUUUAAAAUAUCCUAAAAUCCACAUUCUUCCACAAUUAGAACAAGAGAGAGAGAGAGGGAUUGAUCACAUAGGCAAUGUUUCAUUGUUAUAUUUACAGUGUUAAAGUAAUUUGGAAGCCUACCAAUAUCUCUAGCAUCAUAAUAAAAAAAAUUUUUAAAUAGUUA